UUGGCUCACGCCCAAGCAAGCCCUCCUGUGAUAAAAGGAAUAACGCGUGACAACCACCGAGAGAUUCUUUCCUCUACAACACGGUUUUUCAAUUGGGGAUCCUGGAUGACAAUGAACCCUUGAGUUACGCUGCGCCGGUCGAUCAGGGCCGAAAAUCAUGAGCUUCCCGCCUCCUUCAUCCGACUGCCCCGCUGUACAUGGUCGUCACCAAGCCAGGUUGCCUUCGCUGCCUUAAACUUUACCAAUUCCGCCUGCGCAGCUAGAACCAUACACAUCUUAACAUGGUCGAACACCACCCUGUCCACAAUAGCGAGGUUUAUCUAUUAGGAUUAGCCCCUCGCCCUUCGGUGCCACCACCGUCCCCGCCAUCGCCUCUGACACCCACAGAUGCUGGCUCCAGCACGCCUAUCGAGCAUCUCUGUCUAGAAGCAACCACAGGGCCAUCCGCAGAUGUUGUCGAAGAGGCAAGCUCGGUUGCGGGACGGCGUCUCGCGGGUGCUAUCCAUGUUCUGAACACCGAGGCGACAGCUCUUCGGAGCUUGACCCAGCUGUACAAGGUCGAUGCCACAGCAGCAGAAGGUUUCAAUGCAGCCGUGGACGCCAUCCUCCGACAGUGCCAUGAGAAGGGGAAGCUGGUCGUUACGGGGGUGGGUAAAUCCGGACUCAUCGGGAGGAAGAUCGUAGCGACGUUCAAUAGUCUGGGAUUACACUCGACAUUCCUGCAUCCGACAGAGGCACUACACGGGGAUUUGGGUAAGGUAGGUGCCCACGAUGUCAUUCUUUUCAUCACUUUCUCCGGAAAGACCUCAGAGCUGUUGACACUGCUCCCCCACGUCGACGCGAGCUUGCCCGUCAUCGUCCUCACCGCACACUCGCAACCCACCGAUUGCGAGCUCAUUCGUCACCGACCCGGCGCCAUCCUUCUGCCUGCAACGAUCCACGAGUCUGAGACCGUCUCCUUCGGCAUAUCGGCCCCGACGACUUCUACCACCGUUGCCCUCGCGGUCGGCGACGCCCUGGGCAUCGUCGUAUCGCAGGAGCUGCACGCGAGCGUGUCCUCCGUCUUCGCGCGCAAUCAUCCCGGCGGCGCUAUCGGAGCCGCAUUCAAAGGCGAGAGCAAGAAACCUGGAAGAAUGCGCGAUCUGGCUGUCCCCUUCGAACAAAUCACCUCUGUCUCUGGGGCCCCAACCGAGCGCUGUGGCGCCGACGUUCUGAAAGCAGGCUACGAGUCGCCGUCAGGAUGGGUCAGCGUCGGCGAAGCCCUCGCUUGUCCCGUGCGCAUCCGCCGUUUAAGCACCGAGCUUAUGAUGCAUGCAUUACCUGAAAUCCCGGACCUGCUCGUCCCGAGGAGCGAGUGGAUCAACAUCAGUGCCGACACGCGGAUUGCCCAAGCUGUGCGGUGGAUCCAGGAUCUUCUCGUGGCCCCUGAGCUCAGCGAGACUGCUUGCGGCGAGGACUCUAUACUCGCUGUUGUAGAUACUAGAGGUGAAGUCAUUGGCGUUCUGGAAGCUGGGGCAUUAUUACGGUGGUGCGAAUCAUGACCAUAAUCCCCAUAAUCAUCAUCAUCACUGGCACAUAUCUAUCUUGGAUUUGGAACGGUUCGGAAGAAAGGGAAGAGUUAUGCAUAGAUGGAAAUGGCGUCUGAUUAUUUUUGGGUUGGUCCACGGAUUGUCGGAGAACGAGAUUGAGUCUCGCGUGAAUGGCUGCAUGAAAUGAAUAUAUAUUUAUGU
Messenger RNA from Xylaria bambusicola, 1730 nucleotides. RefSeq names its product SIS domain-containing protein. The coding region runs from base 282 to 1541 and encodes 419 amino acids. Lineage: Eukaryota; Fungi; Ascomycota; Sordariomycetes; Xylariales; Xylariaceae. The record is from RefSeq and is a predicted model, not a curated record. Gene Ontology annotation, molecular function: carbohydrate derivative binding. The transcript has a single exon. Gene Ontology annotation, biological process: carbohydrate derivative metabolic process.